CGGACAUUCAAAAUGGUCCCACGUGCAAAUAGAUGGCAUGUAGAGAAGCAUAAAGCAAUUUUAGUUACGAAUGUUUUGAAGCCGCAAAAUGACACAGCCAACGACCCGAUUAUCCACAUCCAGCGAUAAUGACGAACGCUUUCGCAGGGCAUCGAUUAUAUCAUCAUUACCUUUGCUGGCCAAUGCGCCAAGUAUACAGAAGUUAUCAUUGAAGCAUUUAUCAACAAUUGAUUCGAAACGCUUUAUGCGAGUUCUGGACAAUACGGUGACACGUGUGUUAAUUGUUUCGUCAUUUCCCAGAAUUAUUAGUAACGUAAAAGAAUAUUCGCUACUGAUCGGCCGCAACGCCACUGUUCUUUUUGAGAAAUACGGCCCACUCAGCAGAACGUAUGAUGAACAGUGUUCAAUGCUUAAGCAACCACCUCGUUACACAGACCGGGAAGCAACGGAGCAACACCGCCAAAGCCUUGUGUCCUUCGAUGAAGGAUUCAGUGUAAACUCAGAUUUUCCACAAACAACUGGGAAAGUCAAACCAAACAUUGCCGCACGCCUUUUCGAGUUGACGCGAAUGAUUCUUCGGGAAUUACUAAACAACCCCUUGGCUAUUUCUGCCAUGAUUCGCCAUAGGGAAAAAUGGGAUAUUGAACCAAGCCCCAGCUGUCGCCGAUUAGCUAUUCAGUUGGUACAUCUUAGAAGUCUCACAAGGAACGAUUUACUCACGACUCCAAAGGCCAGAGCCCGCAGGGAUGAUUUCCUGGAACGACUUCGCCGACGUGAUUUGGAGCAGAGGCGCAUGAUUGAUGAAUUGACAGGCCAGUAUGAAGUCCUGCAAAAAACGCAGAAAACCCAGAACAAACCAACUUUCAAGCAUUCGUUACUUGAAACUCAGGAAUGUGCUUCUGGCCGGGCGAUUUGCCGCUUGGAGCACCACAACAUUGCAGGUUCUGAUAGCAUUCUUUCGGACUUUUCAUUAAAUGAUGGGAGUCUAGUUAUUCAUAAAAUUGGUUUGUCCAAAGCUGGAAUGGGGAUAUCAUCAGCGUUUCGAUGUACAAAUUCGGCGCCUAAAGUGAAUUUGAAAAAUUAG
Molecule: messenger RNA, 1084 nt
Organism: Dicrocoelium dendriticum
Lineage: Eukaryota; Metazoa; Platyhelminthes; Trematoda; Plagiorchiida; Dicrocoeliidae
Source: the annotation of a GenBank genome assembly